Messenger RNA from Symbiodinium sp. CCMP2592, 2322 nucleotides. The record is from the annotation of a GenBank genome assembly. NCBI's taxonomy places the organism in Eukaryota, Dinophyceae, Suessiales, Symbiodiniaceae.
AUGGACCACUUCGGCUCCGAAAUGAAGGUUCGUAAGUACAUGCCCAGUGAGGCGAGGUUGCUUUGGCGUGUCCAUUUGUGUGCUUUAACUCAUCUGGGCAAGGGCACAUCUGUGGGCGAAGUCGGCAAUGCGGAGAGUGAGUGGAGCCCUGUGGAGUUACUGCGAGGGCCCUGUACAUGUGCUGUCGCGGGGGAAGACUGGGCGGCAUGCUUCAGGAACACGUCAGUUGCUCGUGAUGCUUGUGAUACUGGUUUUCUUGGAAGCUCCAAGCAGCUGGUUGGGAUGUUGUUCAUGGAACGAGCGUUGUUUUGCAUAAACAUGUUCAAUGGGUCGAGCAAUGUGCCGGCUGCGGGUGCCGCGUGGCCUGACCAGAGCACGGCAUAUGCAGCAGGCGACUCGAAGAAAAACGGAUCUUUGUUCGGAGGGGACGUCGAGCUGCUGUUCUGCAAGUUGCGCUUGACCGGUUCUUUUGAAUCAUGGCAGGCACUGGAGCACUGCUUGGUGUGCUUGACAGUGCUUGCAGAAGCCGAUUGGUACAAGUGGUCACACAUGCCGCAGAAUCCUGCAGAGCAAUUUGCAGAAAGGCGUCGGCAUGGUCAGGGCAAAGGGGAGGCAACAGAUGUUGUUGCACUGAGCCUGUUGAAGCAGCUUCAGCAGGACGAGGAAAGUCAUGUUCAGGCCAAGGCUCAGGCAUCGGAAGAUCAGGUCCUUGCUGGCCAGAUGGAGUCAGCCGUGGCAGCUUUUUUGGCAGGGGAAGGCUUCGAGGACGAGAGCGAAGAUGAGCAGCAAGAAGCGGAAAGGAUAGAAAGGGAAGCGUUGGACCUUGUAGCAGGCAUAGAUGGACAGCUUUCAGCAGAAGCAAUUCCAUUUGUACCAAUCGGCGGCUUUGAUGCUUUCAGCCCGUUAGAAAACAUCGCCGAGGAGGAAGAGACGAAGAUACCCUGCGGAUACUUGCAAGCCACCUUGGAAGAUGUCGGGUUGGGCCAGACGAUUCUCCGGAUACCAGCCGAGGAAGAUGUGGUGAAGUUCACUGACUACCUCAGACUUCGAACCUUACCGGCCUCAUUACUGCAGUCGGAGGAGCUGCUUGAUCUGUUCUACCAGGAGCUUCGCAGCACUUUGGCCAGUUGUUACCUGGACCGGAUCUGCCCUACGUUGCAGGAGGUUGAACAUCGGUUCAAAACUCAUCUGCCACCUGGGAGCCCGCAUGAGCUGGAUGUGGCCUUGGUGCUGCCAAUGCUUGCACGAAAAGUGCCAGACACGUAUCACAUCCUCCCUGCAGACGGGCGCGGGCGGCCGAUCAUGAUAUUCUUCUCCGAGGCGCCUUCCGGCUUCAAAGGCUUCCUGGACGUGGAUUGCACGCUGCAAGGUGAUGGGGACUUCUCGCAGGAAUCCUGGGAACAGCUUGACAAGGCCCUGACAGACUCUUUCCGAAUCUCCUGCGACUUUCGCCACGCCGCCUUCGACGUCCGCUCCAAGGUGCAGCACUUUAAAGACUGGCCACUUGCAGAGGUGGAGCUUCUGCUCCAUGCAGCCGUGGGCAAGAAGAAACUGGCUCCGUGGGAGGACCAUCUUGGACCAGCAGAGCAUGUCCAUUCCCUCGUCUUGGAGAGAAACACCAAGCAAUGGGAAGGAACCCUGGGGCACAAGAAGAAGGAAAGCUGGACACAUCCGCACAGGGGGCAGAACGGCUAUUCGAAGUUCCAGAGAGAUUGGGAGCCGUACCAGCACUACGUAGCAGACAAGGAGAGCUUGCAGAUGGCGCAGCCGGGACAUCCUGACAGAGAUCAACACUGGCCCUCGCUGGGUCCUGCCAGGCCGCAAGCACAGCGAGAGAGAAGGCAGUUGAACCUGUCCCAGCAGCUUUAUGGUGAUGACGCGAGAAACAGAGCAGAGAGCGUACGCAGCAAUCGCAGCAGCAGCAGCAGCGAAGCGAAAUAUCGGCUUUUAGGUCCAGUUCCCCCAGUUGAAAUACCGGAGGAGGCCCGCCUGCAGGUAGAAACCUUGGUGUCGGCUUGUCCCGAUGGGCUUCGAUUCAACACGCUCAAGAGGGUGCUACAUGCUUUUGAGGAUGCAGGCGGCCCAAGCUACGGGACACUUGGCAAGUGUUUGGCAAGCCCACCUAGAAUCAAGAGCAGUCCUGCUUCCAUCCAGCAGUGGCUGAGCAGAUGCACCCAUAGAGGCUCUGCCUGUGCACCUUUAUGUGGGACAGAAUCUGUCGAUGUCUGUCUUGCCACCAAUCUCCAAUCCAUGUCUGGUUCAAGGCAGUCUUUGAACACGUGCCAACAUGAAGCGCGGCCGAAUGAGCAUAGCAUUCUGUGA